GGCCUGACUUCAGCCAUGCCCUGGAAGCCAAGGCCAGGCUGGUGGCUGAGUAUCCCCUGCUCCUGGCCCUCUCUUCCUCCGGCCAUGGGUAAAGGGAGGGGUCGGCCCGGUGGUCACGGGCAAAGUGGCCUCGGUGGGGCAGCAUGGAGCAGUAUGAGCCCAUCUUCAGCAUCGGCCAGGGCUCCAGCGCUGAGGUCUUCCUGAUGAGGAAUGCCAGCACGAAGCAGCUCUUUGCCGUCAAGAAAGUCAAGACGGUACCUGGGAAGCGGCUGCGCAGUAAGGAGGCCAUCCUGCGGGAAGUGGCCAUCCUGCGGCAGCUGCAGCACCCCCACGUGGUGGCCUGCCACGGCCAUUUCCUGGACACCGAGGAGGCGCAUGUUUUCAUCGUGCAGGAGUAUUGCGACGGGGGGUCCCUCGACCAGCAUAUCCAGAAAGGGGGGCCCUUCACGGAAAGCGUCAUCAUGCGGUGGUUCGUGCAGCUGGCCCUGGCGGUGCAGUACAUCCACGCUUUGAGGAUCUUGCACAGGGACAUCAAAGCCUCCAAUGUCUUCCUCACCCAGACCUGCGUUCUCAAGCUGGGGGAUUUUGGCAUCUCCAAGGUGAUGGACGGCACCCUGGAACUAGCCAGCACCUUUGUGGGCACGCCCUAUUACCUCAGCCCCGAGCUCUGCAGGGACCUGCCCUACAGUUCCAAGGCGGACAUCUGGGCCCUGGGCUGUGUCCUCUUCGAGAUGUGUGCCCUGCAGCCGCCCUUCCAGGCCUUCAGCAUGAUCAGCCUGUUCCAUAAGAUCGUGAACUCCAGCCCCAGCCCUGUCCCAGCCAGCUACCCAGCCCCCCUGCACAGCCUCAUCCAGAGCAUCCUGCAGAAGGACCCUGAAAUCCGGCCCAGUGCCAGCACCAUCCUCACCUUCCCCUACGUCCAGCAGCACCUCAGCCUUUACUUCCUCCACCGGGAGCCUCGGCUACCCUGCAAGCUGCAGCCAGAAGCCCCUCCCAAAGGAGAGGGGGCUAAGCCCAGUCCGCCCAAGGCUGGCACAGAGGGCGCUCUGGGCUCCCCGAGCUGUGCAGCCGAGGCACCCGGCUCUGCCUGGCUCCCCUCUCUUCAGCACGGCUGGAACCUCGCAGACAGCCUGAGUGUCUGCAGCAGCGCUUCACAAUACUCAGCAGACUUUGAAGAAACAAGCACUUCUUCCAUUGGCAGCAGCUCAGAUGCAGAUCUCCCCGUCAACACCGAAGCAACUGAAACCUGUAAGCCCAUUUCGUCAGACACAAAGGCUCCUGAAGGCUUCUGCCUUAUAAGUGUUCUGAAAGGCUGUUCCCAGAUUCCUUUGCCACCCUAUACUAGCAUGGCUCAUCUGCCUUUUUUGCAGUAAAGCGAGACCGGGUGCCCUCCGUUGCUAAGCUCAUUAAAACAGUGAAUCUGAAAUGCCAUCGUGCGUGGGAGAACUUAUAAAACCUACAGUGAAUCUGGCAGUUUAAUGCAGUCUGGAGUAAACUGUGAGGCUAGAAAAUCCCUCUACCCCAACAGCCCUAGUCAGCUUGUCAAUAACGUUGGGAGACCGAAGGCUGUUGUUUGGCGUCCUUGAGAAGGCGUUGCCUGCAGAUGAUACAAGUCGCCUUCUCACCU
This is a messenger RNA of Ahaetulla prasina, 1627 nucleotides long. RefSeq names its product serine/threonine-protein kinase Nek3-like. Gene Ontology annotation, molecular function: ATP binding; protein kinase activity. NCBI's taxonomy places the organism in Eukaryota, Metazoa, Chordata, Lepidosauria, Squamata, Colubridae. The transcript has a single exon. Gene Ontology annotation, biological process: protein phosphorylation. The record is from RefSeq and is a predicted model, not a curated record. The coding region runs from base 144 to 1373 and encodes 409 amino acids.